GGUAUAGUCCCCUUCUUCAGUAUCGUUGAGUAAGUGUUCUUUUACUGCAAGUACUUCCAAAAUCCAAAAUCAAGUGUUUGGUAACUCACGAUCUUGGAAGAACCCUAGUCUCUACACACAAACCGCAUUCACUCACUUCCUAUGAAGAUGCUCCGAAGGAUCCUGCAGUUUCAGUUUCGAUGCACAAUGAAUUCAAAUUCAAGUUCAAUUAAGCUUUAUUUCGAGGUCUAAUUCUUCUAUAAUGUGGAAUUCCUUCUGGAGAUCCAGGGAUCGUUUCUCCCUGGACCAACUCAGGUACUUAACCGAUCAAUUGACGAAGGUACAAAUUAUUAAUGAGGUUAAUAAGGGUUUUGUAAUUGAGGCACUGAGAUCAAUUGCGGAGUUGAUAACAUAUGGUGACCAACAUGACCCGAGUUUUUUCGAAUUCUUCAUGGAAAAGCAAGUCAUGGGUGAAUUUAUACGUGUUCUGAAACUUACCAGGACUGUGAGCGUUCCACUUCAGUUGCUGCAAACAGUGAGCAUUAUGGUCCAGAACCUAAAAAGUGAACAUGCUAUAUACUAUAUGUUCAGUAAUGAAUAUAUAAAUUACUUGAUUACUUACCCGUUUGACUUUCGAAAUGAAGAGCUGCUGUCGUACUACAUAUCCUUUUUAAGGGCAAUAAGUGGAAAAUUGAACAAGAAUACAGUUUCACUGCUUGUGAAGACUCAUGGUGACGAAGUAGUUUCAUUUCCACUGUAUGUAGAGGCCAUACGCUUUGCUUUUCACGAGGAGAGCAUGGUUCGCACUGCAGUACGAACUGUCACUCUUAAUGUCUACCAUGUUGGAGAUGACUCUGUCAAUAGAUAUAUAACCAGCACUCCUCACAAAGAUUACUUCUCAAACCUGGUUUCAUUCUUUAGGAAGCAGAGCAUGGAUUUAAAUAAACUGCUUUCUGAUACACAACUAAAUCCGGGCCCAGAUUCAAUGUCUGCAAUUAUUGCUGCUAUAGAUGAAAUUGAGGAUAAUCUGUACUACUUCAGUGAUGUUGUUUCUGCUGGAAUUCCUGAUGUUGGGAGACUGAUUACUGAUGGCAUUAUGAUGAUUUUGACAUUCCCAUUACUUCUUCCUUCCCUAAGGGUCAUGCCCAAUAAUGACAUGCAACACGGUGCUGCCCCUUCUCUAUACUUACUUUGUUGCAUCCUGAGGAUUGUCAAAAUCAAAGAUUUGGCAAACACCAUUGCUGCUGCUCUCUUUUAUCCCUCAAAGGCCUUUACAAAUAGUUCUCAGGGUUUUCAUUCAGAUGGUAUUCUAGUGCAAAAUGAUUGUACCAGUUCAAAUUUGUCUUUAAGGGAGGUUUUGCUUGCUUAUGUAACAAAAGGAAAUGAUGUCCUAGUUUUGGGUUCUUUGAGUGUGCUUGCUAUUCUGCUGCAAACUAAAGAACUUGAUGAAUCAAUGCUUGAUGGGCUUGGAAUUCUUCCACAACGAAAACAACAUAAAAAACUGUUAUUGCAAGCUUUAGUUGGUGAGGGUUCAGGCGAAGAACAACUUUUUUCAUCUAAAAGUAAUAGGGAUGGCAUUGGUACUGAUAUCAAUGUCUAUCAUCAAAAGAUCAAGGAGCAGUAUGGAGUAUCUUUCCUGCCUUCUGAUGCGGGAAUAAGUCCUCAUAUACAUAGAUUUCAAGUGAUUAAUGCAUUAGUGAGCCUCAGUUGUCGCUCUGAUAUAUCUGCAGAGAUACUAUGGGAUGGUGGAUGGCUUUUGCGUCAGUUGCUUCCUUACAGUGUUUCAGAAUUCAACAACCAUCACCUUGAAUUACUGAAAGUUUCAUACAAGAGUUAUGCUUCUGCUCUUGUAGAGGAGGUUAGAGGUAUUUGGUCCGACUUACUUAUUUCUGUUCUCUGUGAUGAAUGGAGAAAGUGCAAAAGAGCAAUGGAGUCAUCAUCUCCUCGGAAAGAACCAAAUUGCAUACUUUUGCUACCAUGGAAGAUUUCUUCAGGAGGUCAUAUUCCAGAGGGGUCAUCUUUUGCUGCUGGUAAAAGAAUGCAUGAGUUGGUGAAGGUAUUUGUACUACUGCACCAGCUUCAGAUAUUCACUCUUGGCAGAACUUUAUCAGAGCAACCACUGAUUUACCCUCCUGGUGAUCUCCCUGCAAACUGUCGCGCCCAAGGUUCUGGGAUUGACGUGUCAGGCCCAAAGGCAGGAACUGAAGUCAGCCUCGGCAAUGCCCUGCCUUGUAGGAUAGCUUUCGAGAAGGGAAAAGAGCUUCAUGUGUACUUUCUAGCAAUAUCUUUAGGAAUUUCUGGGUGGCUUGUUGUUGCAGAAGAAUUGCCACUGAAGAAGUCUCAUGGAGUGGUUCGGUCUGUUGCCCCUUUGGCUGGGUGCAAUCCCAGGAUUGAUGACAAUCAUGCAACGUGGUUACACUUGCAGAUUCGGACUUCCUCUUUACCUUUUGUAAAUCCUGUUCACUUCAAAGACUUUCGGAAAAAGAAAACAAAAGCUUCGGUAGAUGGCAGAUGGACUUUGUCGUUCAAAGAUGAGGAGACUUGCAAAUCUGCUUUUCUCAUGACUGUUGAGGAAAUCAAUUUUCUGAGUAAUGAGGUUCAUAGAAGACUAAAGCCUUUGCUCAACCUUGAAACUCCAAUAGAUUUACCAGGUUCGUCUUUUUGUUUUCCGGAGGAUUCUUAUUCGUACAGAACACAUCCCAAUUAAUUUCGACGCCCUUUUUGUAUAUGCCUCCAAAGAAAUAUAUAUUUUAGAUUAGUUAUUGCUUGUGUCAUUCUUUUGUAUAUUGCGACAAAUGUAAAUACAAGGGAACAUCGUAUAGAAAGCUUGCUUUUCCUGCUUUUUUUUUCCUUCGCUUCCGUCUUGCGUUGCAGUGUGUUAAUACUGAUUAUUGGAAUAUUUCAUUGCUGUUC
Vigna unguiculata (cowpea) is the source of this 2892-nucleotide messenger RNA. RefSeq names its product protein TRANSPARENT TESTA 9-like. Gene Ontology annotation, cellular component: Golgi apparatus; late endosome. The record is from RefSeq and is a predicted model, not a curated record. Gene Ontology annotation, biological process: endosomal transport; vacuolar transport; regulation of autophagosome maturation. NCBI's taxonomy places the organism in Eukaryota, Viridiplantae, Streptophyta, Magnoliopsida, Fabales, Fabaceae.